Messenger RNA from Petromyzon marinus (sea lamprey), 7971 nucleotides. RefSeq lists its product as uncharacterized. Lineage: Eukaryota; Metazoa; Chordata; Hyperoartia; Petromyzontiformes; Petromyzontidae. Gene Ontology annotation, biological process: proteolysis. Gene Ontology annotation, molecular function: aspartic-type endopeptidase activity; nucleic acid binding; zinc ion binding. The record is from RefSeq and is a predicted model, not a curated record.
GGUGCUCGACCAGAUGACGCCAAAAGGCGCCUUUUGGCCCUAGUGCGGGCUUGGGUGAGCGCUGGUUAAGCGCGGUGACACCAUGCACAGCGUGCGGUGCGGGCUCCCAUUGGGAGAGCGAGAGAGUGUCAGCCAGCUAGGGUUAUGUUGGGGGCAUGAUACUCUGGCUGACCUGGGGACACGUGACCGGAUGAUACUGGAGGGGGCCACUGGUGGCGGGGGCCAAUGGGUGGUCACAUGGUCCAAGAAGAACUCUCGAGAGCCUUCGGGCAAGGGCGAGAGAGACUGAGAAGGUAGGCGGGGCGAGAGGCGGAGCCAGCCCCAGCCUGGCCCGAUAUAAGGGGAGCCCUGAGAGGGGCUCGGGGUUCGUACUGUUGGAGAGGCAGGAGAUCCACGUCAAGCUUGAAAAAGCCUCCAGCCAUGCGGUCCGGGACCCAGCUUGUGGUUUGGACCGGGAUAGUGGAACCGUGUCUAGUUCUGCCGUAGCGUGGUUAGUUGGGUGGUCCCCACCCGAGAGUAUGUUGUGUUAAUAGCUUGGAGUAACGUUGUGCUAAGAUUUAUAAAACGUGUUGCUCCCAAGACAACGUCUGCGACUCAGUUGGACUCAAUACAAUUGUAUGGGCGCACAAAGGUUCACUGGACCAGCCGCAAUGAUUCAUGCACGACAUCGGGGAAGGGGGCUGGGGUGAAAUAUUAAGCAAGCAGAGCAAACGAUGAGGUCAGGGGAUCCCAGCACUACAGACCAAGUACACACUAGCCGGGUGUGUAUUCGCCAGCUGGGCACUCUUCCAGAUUGAACAGGCUGAGUCAGGAUUUAAUAAGUACAGGUAAAGAGACAAUGGGCUUAAAAAUAACGUAAUGUAACGCUCAAUGUAAGGGCAGAGAAACAGUUGACGUAGCUCUGGAUUUACAAAGUCAAGGGGAUAAAAGAGGGAGCGAAAAACUGUUCAAGAGUUCUCAUCUCCGACCCCUUAGCCACCCAGACCGACUCUCAUCUCCGUCCCUUCGACUCUCACAGCGUCCGUGCGACACCAUGAGUGUGGCCGUGAGAGUGCAGGGUUUCAAGAGCAGUGCACGUGGCCUGCUGUGAGAGCUCCGCUGGGUCAUGGAUCCCGCAUACCCAGCCCACCGCAUGCACAAGCAGCUUCUGUUUGGCCGGUUCGAGGGUGAUAAACGGGCACUGCACGGGCUGGAGAAGACAUUGACUGAUGUGGUACAGGAGGAUGUGGAGCUGAGUGGACUUGCCCAAGGUUCGUACCAGUGUUGUCAAGAUCGGCCUUUGUGGAGGAGGCUCGUGAAGGACGCUGCUACUGGUCAGUUGGAGGCAGUCACCUUCCAAUAACAACGGAGGGCAGAGGAGCGAUGCUCACAACAACGAGCGGAACGCCGGACGGUUAAAACGCAACAUCUGCCAGUAAUCUCAGUCAGUCAACCCAUGGCACCUGCUGGGUCUGUCCCGUGACCUGCUGUCAGCGAGCCUUCGACACUUCACGUGGCCUCAAAUUUCACCUGGCAUGGCACAGGCGACGUGGUGACGUCAUCGCCGCUGAGUGAUGAACGGCGGCUCUUAUUGUUGUUGUUGUUGAUCAGCUCGGCUGUCGAACGUCCACGUGUGCUGCCGUGCGGGGUCGAUGGCUGUGCGGGGUGCUAUGCCUCCCUCCGUCUCCUCGUGUCUCUCUGUCUUGCAGCCUAUGGCUUAAUGAGAGUUGCCACCUGUUCCGGGUUUGACCCGGACGGUCCGGAAAAACAUUGAAAUCUAUGUACGGGGUGGCAGAAAUUUAUUUGUACCGAUAUGCGAAACCGGUUUUGUGUUCAACUUAAUCGCAGUGUUGACGGACGGAGGCUGACUGAGAGAUUUGUCUGCGUUUGGUCUACAUGGUAGUCAGUGCCGGAUUAUCCUAGUAGUAAAAGUAUUAUAUGCUGCGGGCCCCGCGCUAAAUGCUUUCAAGCUAUCAAUUCCGGUUCAGUGAUUGUGCACUUGCUCUAUGACUAUAGUACUAUACCGCCUUCACCUUUUAUGAACGACUGAGUGUUUAAUGUUAGUGAUUUGUCGUAUUAUCUGACUGUAUCGCAAAUGACAAAAUACAAUUAGUUUACUUUGCAAGUAAAUAAAUUGUGUUUUAAUAUUUACGAAAAAGACACACACACAUCGACUUACACACACACAGACAUGGAUCGACACACACAAACACAUAGACUUACACACACAUAUCGACUCACACACACAUACAUAUGUCGUGGAGUAACGCGCGCGGGGAUUUGCAAACGGUGUGCAUUCAUGUGCGAGUUACAGACAGUGAGGUCGCAUCAGGGCGAACAAGUGCUGCGAGAGAGAGCAAUGGAAAGGAGACGGCCAAUUAAGAUGCAUAACAGUGAUUGGCUGGCUGCCAGGUUGACAGGAGAUUGAGGCGAUAGCGGCAGAAACCAUGGGCGUGAGGCGACGGGAGGUCGCCAGCUUAAUUGGAGAGGAGUUAAUGAGGAGGAGGAUAAAUACGGGAGCGUGUGAGGAGGGAGUUGAGUUGGUCGGAGUGAAGACAAGAGGAAAGACAAGAGAAGUCCAAGGCCCCGCUCUCCACACCUCGCCCUCUUCAGCGGUGAUGGCUGAACCCCCACUGGAGGCAGGGCGAGGUUGGAGAGGCGAGGGUAGAAAUGCUAGCAGUAGAGAAGCUAGCGGAAUUCUAAGUGUGAGUGUGCAAAGACUAGCAGUAGAGAAGCUAGCAGAGAGUAUAGCGGAAGGCUAGCAGUAGAGAAGGUAACAGGGUGUAUAGUAAUAGGUUAGCAGUGGAGAGGCUAGCAGAGUGUAGGGUGGGAAGCUAUCAGAGUAUGUAGUGGUAGGCCAUCAUCGGAGAGAGCGAAGCGAGCGGAGCGUGGCAGACAGGCUAGCAGUAGAGAGGCUAGGAGAGUGAGAGAGCGGAGCGAGCGAGGCGAGCAGCGCAAGUGGGAGAGUUACGACGGAGUCACGUGGUGGUGGUGUUGAACGCGAGGAGUUCUGUUCAAUAAAAAGUGACACAGGAGAAAAAGAAGAAGUUGUCCGCGUGAAAUAAAAACACUACAUUUGGUGUCGAAGUGGUAAAGAACUACGCAGCCAUGUCAAAGAAGGCGGCUAAGAGGAAGAACUUACCCGUCGACACUUCCGACGACGAGGAGGUGGUUCCCAACACGGCUCCCGAGGCUGUUGCUCAGCCGGUGGAACCAGUGGAUCGGCUGCCCUCGGCGCAAGUGACUGAGCGCGGGGAAACUCCGGCCAGCGCAACGAGACGGAGUUGGCGGGACGUUGUCGUUACGUACAUGUCAACAUGCUGAUGGCGGCGGGCCGGACGACGUCUACGGGGGUGGCGACGGAUGCGACUGCUCUUCACGUCGCUUCAACAACGCCGAUCGUGUCUGAGCGAGCGGGCACGGGGCCCGCCGUUGCAGCGGCCACGUUGGACUCUGCAUCUACUCCGCCGACGGUGUGUUCAGCUCCGUUGUGCCGGCUGCCACAGGUCCACGCAUUCUCCGCGACCGAGGGCGACUGGAUGGCAUUUCAUCUCCGCUUCAAAGCAGAGUAUCGCUCCAUCAAGUGGUCGGAGCACGAGGCGUUGCGGGCCCUGCCGACGGCCCUUGAUGAUGACUCGUUGGCCGCCUUCUACUCCAUCCCCGAGGCCGAUCGAUCGUCACUCGCCAGUGCCUGUGCUGCGAUGGCGGCUCUUUACGCACCACCGUCGACCAUCCGAAAGAAGUUCCAGCUCAGAAAGUGGGGUGACACGGAUUCGCCCCUGGCAUUCCACAGCGCUCUGUUAGCCCUCAGGCGGGCUGCCUAUCCUUCCAUGGAUCGGGCAGCUCUCGACUCGCUCGCUUUGGAACGGCGAUUGACUGUGGCGAAAGAGUUGGGGAACGUCCUCUCCGUCACCGCCGACGACAACCUCUCAUCCCUCCAAGUUGCGAAGAACAUUCCAGUGCAUCUGGGACUCAGGGAAGAGCCAGCUGCAACAGUGUGCACAAUGGUGGAAGGGGACUCGAUGGCCAGCGACAGCAGCACGGGAUACGCAACCAGGUCUUCAAGUCCACGACAUGCAGAGAUGCGGGGAGGUCGGUCGCCGGUUGGGUGGCCACCACGUCGCGGACCGCUGAGGGGCUAUGCCUCGCACGGAUGCUACUACUGCGGGCGGACGGGCCACAUCACCAGUAACUGCCAGCUGCAUGUUGGCGAUCCGCCGGGAGCUCCUGCAACCUACGGCGUCAACUUCUCCUCGUCCCGAGGACCACAGGCAUUUCACGACACAUCAUGCACAUGGCCGUUUCAUUCCCAUCACUCAUCCGCGUCAUGUUGCCCUGUAACCACUCAUCCUGACAGGUUGUAUGAUGAUAGUAAAUGGUGUGCGUUGGCAUAUCGGGCGUUCGGUGCUGCGCCGGGUUCGUCGGACGUUAUGGCGUUUAUUCAGGGAGUAGAGGUCCGAGUGGUGAUCGACACGGGUGCGUCGGCUACCCUCAUAUCAUUGCCAACUUUUCGUUCGUUUCCGGCCUCACCCCGGCCACUAGAGCAAGUCUUGGGAUUGUGGGUCGAAUGAUUGUUACGAUACAAAUAUGGGAUGUAUGCAUGGAUGGCCCUGUUUUGGUUUCCACAACUUUGGCCAUGCCGUGCUUAUUGGGAGCAGAUUUUUUGCCUAGAAUGCCCCUUAACAUUCGGCUGGAUAAGGGCUGUAUUGAGGUGCCUUCGGGGCAGUGUCUAAAAUUUUUGACAACAUCUACGAAGUAUACCGCGAUCAAUGAUGUGUAGGCUAUCCGCACGGUACGCGUUCCACCAGCCACGCAGAUGCUUGUGCCAUUACGGCUGCGUAAACACUUGCCCUUGGUGAACCCGGGGAAGGGAGUCUUGUUGACCCCUCGAAUGCGGUGUCGCGGACACCCUCUUUGGUAGGGGCAUUGACUGUGGUGUCAACGAACAGUGACCCCUUUAUUCAAGUCGUUAAUGUGGGGCAUACGCCGAUUGUUAUUCAGGAAGGCACCGUAUUGGCACAUGCGACGGCGGCCGUGGGUAUGGAACACAGGGCAUGCAUGUCAGGGGAGUUGGCACAGGCUCGGCCGGUAUGCGAUGCUGCGGCGGUUGUGAGGAAAAUCGGGAAUUGACAGCCGAGCAGCAGGUGCGACUUCGCCGGCUUUUGUAUGAGUUUAAGGAUGUUUUCAGUGACGGCAAAUACGAUAUUGGCCGGACAACCCUAUUACAGCAUCAUAUUGAUACAGGGGAUGCACACUCGAUUCGAUUGAACUCCCACAAGAUGUGCCCGCAUUAAAAAGAUUGCAUUCAGCAGACGGUGGACGAGAUGUUGGUGCAAGACAUUGUCUCUCCCUCCAUCAGCCCUUGGGGGGCGCCCAUUGUGUUAGUCAAAAAGCGUGAUGGCUUGUUGUGAUUUUGUGUGGAUUUCAGAAAACUUAAGGAUUCUGUGGCAGAUGCUUACCCACUUCUGCGCAUGGACGAUUCUUUGAACGCCUUGUCCGGUGCGCAUUUCUUCUCGACCCUCGAUCUUUUGUCGGGAUUUUGGCAAUUGCCUUUGGAUGAGGAAUCAAAACCAAAAACGGCUUUUCGUAUGCCACAGGGGUUGUAUCACUUCAAGUCCUUCUGAUGGGACUCCAUUCCACGCCGGCCACCUUUCACCGCCUUCUGUAACUGGUUUUGUCGGGAUUGCAAUGGGAAUUGUGCCUUAUUUAUUUGAAUGACAUAAUUGUCUUCGGGCGAAAUUUCGAUGAACACUUGCGGCGUCUGCGCUCUGUUUUCUCCUGGGUACGGGACACUAAAUUGAAAUUAAAACCACAAAAAUUUAAUUUGCUACGUCUGUUAAUUAUUUCGGUCAUGUGGGUUAGCGCGUCGGGAGUCGCUACUGAUCCAGAGAAGACGAGCUGCAUGCGUACGUGGCCAAUCCCCAAAUCAGUCGGAGGUCCGCAGCUUUGUGGGCUUUGCCUCGUACUACCGCAGGUUUGUUAAAAACUUCGCAACUAUCGUGAAACCGCUCCAUGAGUUAACAGCUAAAGGACACAAGUUCCAUUGCAGCAAAGCACAGCAGAAUUCCUUUGAAGCUCUUCGUGACGCGUUGGCCGAUGCACCGCCGCUUGUUUACCCGGAUUUCUAUAAGACGUUCAUCCUCGACACGGACGCUAGUGAUACGGGCAUAGGCGCCGUCUUGUCGUCCCAGGUGGUCGACAGAGUGGAAAGAGUGGUGGCGUACAGCAGCCGUGUUAUGUCCCCUGCUGAGCAGAGGUAUUGUGUUACACGCAGGGAGCUGCUGGCCAUGGUCCACUUUAUGCAGUUGUAUCGUCCGUAUUUGUACGGCAGGGACUUCCUUGUUCGAUCUGACCAUGCUGCGCUCCAGUACUCUCUGCGUGUAGACUAACCCUCCGGCCAAAUGGCCCAUUGGACCCGCGCCUACCACCGCUGACCGACUCAUGCAAGUGUGUGGCGGGCUCGUCGCGAUGUGGGCCGCCAUUACAGAUGGCCCUGAUACAGUUGUUACGGGCCCGACAGGCAUGGUGGGCCCGACAGGCAUGGUGUGCGCGCCAGACGAUCGCAUUUUGGGGCUCAACCUUAGUGAGUGGGGACGCCUACAGGUAGCGGAUGCCUCCCUGUUCAGGUUUCGGCGCCAGGCUUCCCAGACGCUGAGGUCAGUUGAGCGCCCCUUUUUACGGCUCAUGGAUGGACUCUUGCGAUGGGAAGUCGAGCUUCAAAGAUGUUGCAUUGUUGUGCCCACAAGCCUGCGAGGCAAGUUUGUGCACACGGUGCACGAUAAAUUGAUGCAUUUGGGAGUAAGGAAACCGUCGUUGACUUUAAAGAAAGAUUUCUAUUGGCAGGGUAUAGACUGAUGUGCACUUGUUCAUUGAAACUUGCUCUGAAUUUGCAAGUCGGAAAGCACCCGCGCAACCGUACAAGGUGGUGCUGCAGUCCAUAAAAGUUUCUCAGGUCAGCCAAUUUAGUGGCAUUGGACAUUUUGGGUCCAUUUCCCGUUACCCAGAAGGGGCACAAAUAUUUGCUAAGGGGGGUUGACCAAUGGCCACGCCGUUGGUCAACCAAUGGCAUGGCCAUUGGUUGACCAUUGGUUGACCAAUCGGCGGCGUCCAUAACCGAAGCCUUUCUGCAGUGGUAAGUGCUGGACAAGGGUGCACCAGAGCAGUUGCUCACUGACCAGGGUAAAACAUUUUCAUCUAAGCUGUUAAAGGAGGUGUGUGAUUCCCUCGGCACUAAAAAGAUUCGGACUUCCCCGUAUCACCCACAAACUGACGGGAUGGUUGAGACUUACAUCACACCUUGACUUCCAUGUUGUGUCAACAAGUUAAUGCGCCACAAACCGACUGGGAUUUGCACAUACCGAGUAUUCUGGCCGCCUACAGAUUAGCACCACACGCCUCGACGGGGUAUUCACCCUUCUAUUUGAUGUAUGGGUGGGAGCCUGAGGCUCCCGCGUUGGUGAAAUUGGGUGUGCGGCCACCGGUUUAGGCGUCGGCCGUACCGAUUCCCAUGCAGGUGACCCUUAAGCGAUUGAGGGAGGCUCGUGAAGCCUCCAUAAGUAAUUCGGCAUGGUGUCAGGUGUCCAACGAGCGCUUGUGAGGUACGCAACCUCCACGCAAAUCGUGGUGAGAAGGUGACAAGGCGUGGCUCCAUUGCCCCAUGGUGCCGGUAGGCACGUCACCCAAACUACAUCGCCCGUGGCAAGGGCCGGUGGAGAUUGUUGAUAUUCAUAGACCCCAGUGCAUUCGUAUUCAAUUCGGGCAAAGCCGGUGGUUUGUGCACCCGUCACGGCUGAAGAAGUUUGAGCCGCCGAUUUACGAUGCGUCAUCUCCCAUCCCGAAACGGCCUGUGUUAGAUGCGUCUGACGAGCCUGUCACGCCGCUCCAAGCAGACGCGCCUCACACACAGCGACUCACACACCCACUGACACGCACACAUGGACUUACACACACACAAACAUCGAUUUACACACACACAAACACAUCGACUUACAC